CGGAGCUCCCCGGCAAUGUCGUCGUCGUCGAGAUCGACGCGCUCCAGCAUCUCCCCAUUCCGAUCCCGCCGCUCGCCCGCGGCGCCUCCGCCGGCGAGGACCUCGUCGGGAGGCCGCGGGUCCACCCCGUCCUCCUCCGCCGCGCGGCCGACCACCCCGUCCUCCUCCUCCGGCGGCCGCCCCACCACCCCCUCCGCCGCCUUCGCGCGCCCCGCCACCCCGACCUCCUCCGCGCGGCCCACCACGCCGUCCUCCACCGCCUCCGCGCGCCCCACCACGCCCUCCUCGGUCUCCUCGCGAGCAGCCGGUGGGAGGGCGCCUUCCGCCGCGGACGCGUCCAAUGCCAAGGAGAACAUCAUGGUCACCGUCCGCUUCCGCCCCCUCAGUCCUAGAGAGAUCAACAAGGGGGACGAGGUGGCUUGGUACGCUGAUGGCGACAACAUGGUGCGCAACGAGUACAACCCGAGUAUCGCCUAUGCUUUUGAUAAAGUUUUUGGCCCAGCUACUACAACUCGCCGCGUGUAUGAUAUUGCUUCUCAGCAUGUUGUAAGUGGUGCCAUGGAAGGAAUUAACGGUACUGUUUUUGCAUAUGGUGUCACUAGUAGCGGGAAAACUCAUACAAUGCAUGGAGAGCAAAAGUCACCUGGAAUUAUCCCGUUGGCUGUGAAGGAUGUGUUCAGCAUUAUUCAAGAUACCCCUGGACGAGAGUUUCUUCUGCGGGUGUCAUAUCUUGAAAUUUACAAUGAGGUUAUAAAUGAUUUACUUGAUCCGACAGGACAGAAUCUUAGAAUUCGAGAAGACGCACAGGGAACUUAUGUGGAAGGGCUUAAAGAAGAGGUUGUUUUAUCACCUGCACACGCACUCUCUCUGAUAGCAUCUGGAGAAGAGCACAGACAUGUUGGAUCCAACAACUUCAAUCUCGUCAGUAGUCGGAGCCAUACUAUAUUCACAUUGACCAUCGAGAGCAGCCCCGCUGGUGAAACUGAAGAGGAAGAAGUGAGAUUAUGCCAAUUGAACUUGAUUGAUCUCGCUGGGUCUGAGAGUUCCAAGACUGAAACAACUGGAUUACGUCGCAAAGAAGGUUCAUACAUAAACAAAAGCCUGCUCACCCUUGGAACUGUUAUUGCUAAACUUACAGAUGGCAAGGCUGCUCAUAUUCCCUAUAGAGACUCAAAGCUCACACGCUUACUUCAGUACUCUCUGAGCGGCCAUGGACGCAUUUCUCUUAUUUGCACAGUUACCCCUGCUUCCAGUAACACUGAAGAGACACAUAAUACAUUAAAAUUUGCCCACAGGAGCAAGCAUGUCGAAUUGAAAGCUUCUCAAAAUAAGAUAAUCGAUGAGAAGUCCUUGAUAAAGAAGUAUCAGAAGGAGAUAACAUGCUUGAAAGAAGAGCUGCAGCAACUGAGACGUGGCAUGAUGGGAAAUGGGUACAUUCUUCCGACGGAUCAGGAGGAUCUUGUUAACUUAAAACUUCAGCUUGAAGCUGGCCAAGUCAAACUUCAGUCAAGGUUAGAACAGGAAGAAGAAGCAAAAGCAGCAUUGAUGGGUAGAAUUCAGAGGUUAACAAAACUGAUAUUGGUGUCAACCAAAAGUUCAAUAUCCGCAAAUGUUUUAGGAAAGGCUAGCCUCCGCCGACGGCAUUCAUUUGGCGAAGAUGAGCUUGCUUAUUUACCCGACCGAAAGCGGGAGUACGGCGAGGACGAUGAUGUUAGCCUUGAUUCAGAGUUUUCAACUGAAGCAAAACUAGAUUCUCAUACUUCUGACGAGCCUAUUAGGUUUGAUAGAAGGAAUCGCAAACGUGGUAUGCUUGGUUGGUUCAAACUAAAGAAGUCGGAGCAAUUAUCUGGACUGUCAGCUAGUGUCGAUAGUGACAGCACAGCUAGUGGCUCGCCUUCCUUCUCCAGAUCAUCACAGCAAAAACACCUAUUGCUUGACCUGAAGGAUGGUCACAGGAAAUCUGUGACUAGGAAAGCAGAUGAUCCAGCACUUAGUGAUUCUUUUCUAGAGAGGACUCAAGCUGGUGAUCUAUUUAGUGCUGCACCUAUUGCUCGACACCCAUUGCCGAGUGGAACAACUAUCGUGGAUCAAAUAGACCUUCUUCAAGAGCAGGUCAAAAUGCUGGGUGGGGAAGUCGCACUUUCUACAAGCUCACUCAAAAGGUUGUUGGAGCAAGCAGCCAACAACCCUGACGAUUCACAAAUUCAUAGCCAAAUUGAGAGGUUGAAAAAUGAUAUCGGUGAAAAGAAAUCACAUAUGCAUGCGUUAGAACAGCGUAUAAUGCAAUCACUGGAAACUACAGAUGACCCAGCUAUUAGGACUGAGAUGUCCCAGACCUUUUCAAAGUUGACCAUGCAAUUGAGCGAAAAAACAUUUGAACUGGAGAUCAUGUCUGCAGAUAACAAAAUCCUUCAAGACCAGCUACAAGCAAAGGUAUCGGAAAAUGCAGAACUCCAAGAAGCAGUUGCGCAAUUGAGGCAAGAGAACAGUAAAUUAUUGAAGGCUUUUAGGAGUGAGUCUGCUACGCAGUUUAGUGAACCAUCGACGGCAAGAAGUGAUUCUAGGGAUCAGGCAGAUGAAUUCUCAAGUCAUGCAAACAUUCCCUCUAGAACAGUGGAAGAUAGUAGGGAAUCACCAUUAAAAUCUCAAGUACUCAUGCAGGCUGCAGAAAUUGAGAAUUUGAAGCAAGACAAUCUGACGCUGACGGAAGAGAAGGAUGGCUUGGAAAUUCACAGUCAAAAGCUGGCUGAAGAAUCAUACUACGCAAAAGAAUUGGCAGCUGCCGCUGCAGUUGAACUAAAGAAUUUGGCUGAAGAAGUCACCAGGCUUUCUUAUGAAAAUGCAAAGCUGGCUGCAGACUUAACUGCAGCAAAAGAGCUUAAUUCAUCGGUUGCAAGGGGCAGUAUCCACAAUGACACAAAACGCCGUGAUCAGGAAAAUGGAUAUUUUGCCGAGGAGAUGCAGAAAGAGUUGGUUGCUAGUUGUGAGAGGGAGGCUGCGUUAGAGGACACAUUAUCCCAAAAGUCCCGGCGAGAAAAUGAGCUUUUGAAGAUAAUUGAUGAUGGGAAGUGCCAUGAGCAGGAUUUAGAAAAUGAGCUGGCAAGCAUGCGGGUCCUUGUUUCGAAGAUGAAGAAAGAAAACUCUCAGGAGGAUUUGUUUGAAUUCAAAUCAAAGCAAAAUGGCUUUCAUUCAGCGAAGAAUGAUACCGGCAGAACCCUAAGCGAAAUGGAAGCUUCGGAUAAUUGGAAAUAUGAUGGCGUCAGUACUCUAGAAGAAGCAAAAGCUGCGUACAAUUUUGAAAGAAGGCGCUGCAAAGAGUUGGAAAACGCAAUGUCCAGAUUGAAGGGUGAAGACAUUAGAGGGUUAGAGGUUAAAGUCCUUGAAGAGCUACAAAACUUUCAUGUGGAAGCACUGUCAAGGAUUUGCCAAGAAAAGAUGGCAAAACAGAUGCUAUAGCAGGCCUUUUUUCAAGUUUAGAGGCUGCUUCCACCUCUCCUCAUGUUUGUCGGCUGCUGUUUAUUCACACCAUAUAUUGCUGCUACAGCCGAAGCAAUGCUGAUCCUAAUGCGUUACGACUUACCACACUGGAGUAGAUAACCUGGAACGGCCAGCCCUCGCCUGUGUCAACAGAAACAAAGGGGGGAAGCAAAAUAUAGUUCUGACUUCUUGCCCUGAUGCUAAUCUACCGGUACUUACUCUCCUGUACAGUUUACUGGAUUAGAAAGACCCACUUGUAGAUUUGUAUUAACUGGCCGUAUGGGCUAGCAAAGAAGACGCCCAAGGCCUAGCUAGACCGGGCUUUUGCCAGUUGUUGUUCGCGGUACUUGUAGCCUGUGUAGACGGACACGUGAUCCCCCCACCCCCACAAUUGAACGGAUGAAACUGUAGGUCCUCUCGUACUUGUUGGCUGAAGCAAAGCUGCAGUUUUCGCAUAUUACUGUUC
Messenger RNA from Lolium rigidum, 3943 nucleotides. RefSeq names its product kinesin-like protein KIN-7E, chloroplastic. The record is from RefSeq and is a predicted model, not a curated record. Gene Ontology annotation, biological process: microtubule-based movement. Gene Ontology annotation, molecular function: microtubule motor activity; microtubule binding; ATP binding. Lineage: Eukaryota; Viridiplantae; Streptophyta; Magnoliopsida; Poales; Poaceae. The transcript has 25 exons. The coding region runs from base 16 to 3456 and encodes 1146 amino acids.